AUGACUACUACUACUACAUUUUAUUAUGUAUUUCGAUCGAUUUAUAUUAGACAAUUGAUAUUCAAUCAAAUCAGUGAUAUAUCAAAUCGAUUGUAUAAUGGUAGAGAACGACGAUCAUUAGUGGGAAGAGAUAUCAUCAAAUUACCUCUUCUUGGAAUGAUAUCAAUCUAUGCAAUGCCUUGGCACUUUGUUUGUCACUAUCUACCUACAGAUAGUACUCUGGUACUCAAAAGAAGGAAAAGUGUGAUUAGUGAAUACUGCUGUCAUCAUAAUGCAACAUUGGAUACACUUGAACGUCUAUUGGAAUGGUCUAAAGUGGACGUUGACUUUGAUUGGGAGUAUUUGAAAAGAAAUAGCAAGGAUAUAACCAAUCAAGAGAUAUUAGAGUAUUUAAUCAAUCAGAGGUACCCUACUACUACUACUCCUGUUGAUGGAGAUAAUACCUUUCUUUUAGAGGCAAUCAAGGUGGCAUGUAAUAAUGGCUAUCUCUCAACUGUCAAGUUGAUUUACUCUAUCAAAGGCUUGCCAUCCAAUUACCAAACAGCAAUGGACAUUGCUUGUAGUAAGGGAUUCAUUGAUAUUGUAAGGUAUUUACACGAGAAUAAUAGAACUGAAGGAUGUAGCAUAGAUGCAAUGGAUAAUGCAGCAAAAGGUCGUUAUUUUGAUAUUGUAAAGUUUCUUCAUUUUAAUAGAACUGAAGGAUGCACAACAAAAGCUUUGGAUAAUGCUGCAAAGAAAGGGGAUUUAGAGAUGGUCAAAUUCUUACAUGAACAUCGUACUGAAGGAUGCACUGAAGCUGCUAUGGAUAGUGCAUCUUUAAAUGGACACAGUGACGUAGUAAAGUUUCUUGGUCAACAUAGAACAGAAGGUUGUUCAAAUGCAUUGUAUUGGGCUGCUCGGAAUGGUCACUUGGAUGUUGUAAAGUAUCUGAAUGAGUGUCAUAGUGAAGAUAAAUCAACAGAGGUUAUGGAUAUAGCAGCUAAUCAUGGCCACUUGGAAGUGGUAAAGUAUCUUCAAGAACAUCGUAGUGGUGAACGUGCGACUACCCAAGCUAUGGAUCUUGCAGCUUUAAAAGGUCACAUUGAAAUUGUAAAGUAUCUUCAAGAGCAUCGUAGUGAAGGAUGUACAUCCAAUGCUCUGCAUUGGGCAGCUGAAAAAGGACAUAUUGAAAUUGUAAAAUACCUUUAUCAACAUUAUAACUUUGAAGAGAUUACGGCUGGCUGGUCAAUGACAACGGCAGCUCGCAAUGGUCACAUUGAAAUUGUAAAGUUCUUCUAUGAAAGCGGUGUACAAAUAUUUGGUGACCCAAAACUGGCUUUAGAAGAUACUGUUAGACAAGGAAACCUUGAGAUGGUAUCCUAUCUUGUUCGCACUUGCAAUAUAAAAUGUCUAACAGGAACACUAAUAACGGCAAUACAGGCAGCUAGCUGUGAAAUGGAUCCAGGAUUGGAUGUUUUCCAUUUUCUUUAUGAUAAUUUCAAAGAGCAGAGUAAAAUUUGGACACCAGAGUUGAUGGAUUAUGCAGCUUCAAAAGGACAGAUUGAUAUUAUAAAGCUGCUUCAUUUCAACAGGACAGAGGGGGCAACAAUCUAUGCUAUUAAUAAUGCAGCAAUCUAUGGUCACUUAGAUGUUGUAAAGUUCCUUUCAGAGUAUCGUAGUGAAGGUGCAACAACCCAUGCUAUGGAUGGGGCAGCUAAAAAUGGUCAUUUAGAAAUUGUUAAAUUUUUACAUUUUAAUAGAAGUGAAGGAUGCACCAAAAAGGCUGUUGUGUCUGCUUGUAAGGAAGGGCAUUUGGAGGUCGCCACCUUUCUCAUCAAUGUCGUCAAAGUGAAAUGGACCAAGAAGGACCCACUAAUUAAAAUUCUAAAGAGAAUCUCAGUGGCAUCUCAAAGCAGUUAUGAUAUUCAAAAACAGCAACUCUCUAAAGAAAGUCCUGUAUUGGCUUGGCCAAAUCCAAAUCAAAAUCAACAAGAAUUGGAUAAAGAAACAAAGAAAAAGAUUAUUGAUUUAACAAAAGAUGAUAUUCAAGUAAAACAAGAGAUACCAAUAGAGGAGAAAUUAAAGAGAAGACAAGAAAAAGAUGAUAGAUCAAUGGAAAUACUUUACAACCAAAAGUUGACAGAAAAGAGAAUACAAGAAUUGGAAGGCAAGUAUGAAAAUACAAGACAAAUAGAUGAACAAUUACAAUCAAUUAUAGACAUGCAAAAUGAAAUAAAAGAAAAGAAUCUUUUGGAAUUGGAAAGAACAAUUCAAGCCAAUCAAGAAAAGCAAGAAUCACCUGUUGCACAAAUCAUGGUUGAUCAAAUUUUACCAAUGAUUUAA
Messenger RNA from Cavenderia fasciculata, 2322 nucleotides. RefSeq lists its product as uncharacterized. The coding region runs from base 1 to 2322 and encodes 773 amino acids. The record is from RefSeq and is a predicted model, not a curated record. Gene Ontology annotation, molecular function: protein binding. The transcript has 8 exons. Lineage: Eukaryota; Evosea; Eumycetozoa; Acytosteliales; Cavenderiaceae.